GCCGCUCGUUCCCCUCGUGGGGGGCGCGGCGCGUGCGCCACUUCCGGUGCCGGGAGUGGGCGGAGCGGAAGCCGCGCCGGGCCUGGGGCUGCGGAGGCGCCGGCGGCCGCGCCGGCCCGGGGCCAUGGAGUCCUCGACCUUUCGACCAUCCAGCCUUCUCCAAGGUGAUGACUUCUGUCUCCUGAGACGUUGGAAAACCUAGUUUGGAAGAAGAGUAAAGAUACAGUUGAUGCUGAACUACAGCCAAGGAUGAAGCGGCGAGCAUCGGACAGAGGAGCUGGGGAAACAUCCACUAAGGCAAAAGCUCUUUGUACAGGGAUUUCUGGAAACAAUGCCAAAAGAGCGGGCCCUUUUAUACUAGGUCCGCGCUUAGGUAACUCCCCCGUGCCAAGUAUUGUUCAGUGUUUGGCAAGAAAGGAUGGGACAGAUGACUUUUAUCAGCUAAAGAUUCUCACCUUAGAAGAAAGGGGUGAUAAAGGAAUAGAAACCCAGGAAGAACGACAGGGCAAGAUGCUGCUGCACACAGAGUAUUCCCUCCUUUCCCUGCUCCACAACCAGGAAGGAGUGGUCCAUCAUCACGGGCUCUUUCAGGACCGAGCUUGUGAAAUUAUAGAAGACCUAGAAGCCAAUAGAAUGGUCAGAAAAAUGAAGAAGCGCAUUUGUCUCGUGUUAGACUGUCUCUGUGCCCAUGAUUUCAGUGACAAAACAGCAGAUCUGAUCAAUCUGCAGCAUUAUGUCAUUAAAGAGAAGAGGCUCAGCGAGCGGGAGACGGUAGUGAUAUUCUACGAUGUGGUACGAGUGGUAGAAGCAUUACAUAAGAAAAAUAUUGUGCACAGAGACUUGAAACUAGGAAACAUGGUGCUAAACAAAAGGACUCAUCGAAUAACCAUAACAAACUUCUGUCUCGGGAAGCACCUCGUGAGUGAAGAUGACCUGCUGAAAGACCAGCGAGGGAGCCCUGCCUACAUCAGCCCAGAUGUACUUAGCGGACGGCCGUACCGUGGAAAACCUAGCGACAUGUGGGCGUUGGGCGUGGUGCUCUUCACCAUGCUCUAUGGUCAGUUCCCUUUCUACGACAGCAUACCUCAGGAGCUCUUCCGCAAAAUCAAGGCUGCCGAGUACACCAUCCCUGAGGAUGGACGGGUCUCAGAAAACACUGUGUGCUUGAUCCGAAAACUUCUGGUCUUGGAUCCGCAGCAGCGUCUGACAGCUUCUGAAGUGCUGGAUUCUCUCAGCUCCAUCAUAGCAUCGUGGCAGUCCAUGUCCUCGCUGAGUGGCCCUCUGCAAGUGGUGCCGGACAUCGAUGACCAAGUGGCUAACCCUGAAAACCCCCAAGAGGUGAAGGUGACGGAGGAGUGCUCACAGUACGAGUUUGAGAACUACAUGAGGCAGCAGCUGCUCUUGGCUGAGGAGAAGAACACUUUGCAUGAGGCCAAGAGCUUCCUACAGAAGCGGCAGUUUGGGAACAUCCCCCCAGUGCGACGCCUGGGCCACGAUGCCCAACCCAUGAACCCUUUGGACGCAGCUAUCCUGGCCCAGAGAUACCUUCGGAAGUAGCUUCCCACACAUCCGAGAGCACAAGCACCAUCCUGCAGUCUGCCUUUCACGUCGCCUACUACAGCUCAACAGCAAUACCAGUGUCCCGUGAUGGAGAAUAAUGUAGCAAUUCUUCUGAGCUCUGUUCAGGGACACGCACUCACACUCGCUCUGGAGAGAGAAGACUUCUGAAAAAGCUAGUUUUGGAAGCAGCAACCUCUUGGCAUCUUCUGGAAUCUGUUUUUUAAAUCGAAGCCUAGAUGACUAAUCUGCUUUUAAUCAUGACUGUAAUCUACCUCUCUUGUCUUUUUAACCAUGCUGUUCUCUGGAUCGAGCAAAGCCUGUGGGAAAGAAGACUACCAAGGGUGAAGCUGGUUUGCUGGCGUAAGAGUCGCGCAGCUGUGCAGUACGGAGAGUUGACUGAUUGCAUUCGCUCCAUAUGGUUUGAAUAAGCUUAGAUUUAUCGGGGUUUCUUGAAAGGAAGAAUUUCUUGAAGCUUCCCACUUCCCUUUUCAUCUGCAUCAAAUCUUUGUCCUCCACGUGCCACCCAGUUUGGCUGUGGUGUCCAUCCCUUGGUGGCCGUGUGUGGGCCGCAGCGUGCCGAGGCCUUUGUGAGCGACACGAAGAGCUCCCGGGUACCUGUUGUGAGCAGGGCUGCCCGGAGAGCCCAACCGCCGCCUCGGGCUGAGUCGUCCUUGCAGGCAGUCGCUGCAGAGAAUCGGAUCUUGUCCACAGUUCAAAGGUUUUGCAGGACUCGGCCCGGCGUGGCCUCUGACCUCUUUCCCACCUUUCACUGAUUCUUUUAGUUUCGUAAGGAUGUAUGAUUUAAUCUUAAUUUUCAGUAGCUUAUCUAAGGUGCAGUUAAAAUUGCAUUAAUUCUGAUUUAGCGUUUUCACACUUCAGUUGUGGUACAGAUAUAAUAUAUGAGUUAUAAUGUGAAAAAGCUUCCCAGAAUAAUCUGCCUAGAAUUAGGAAGGGGCUGGCUGAAGUCUCUACUGUGUGUGUUCCCCAGCUUGUCUUGCCGUGCUGACCUGGGGCUGCAUCUGUUGUUCCUGUGUGGUGCUGAGGCGGGAGAAGGAUGUCCCGGUUUGUCACCUAAUGCCACUGGAAGAGCGUUUUGCCUGUGCCGAGAACAGGACCGAUUGUUUCUGAGCCUCAUUUUGUGAACUGGAUGCCUGUCUUGCCAGAUGAUCUGUUCUCGCACAGAGGUCCCAGGGCUCACAGGCAGCGGCUCUCUGGCUGCCUCCUGCCCCUGCUCCCGGCUCCAGCGUCGCCCUCUCUUGCCUGGGCACAAGGAGAGAUGGCUGUGGCCUCGGCUGUGAGGUCUGGCCCUGCUUUUUGGGGUCAGCUCUGCCCACCCAGGUGAGUGCAGGCAGGGAGUGAGUAGCAAUUCUUGUAGCAUGUUGCUGUCUUUUGCCCAGGGUCGGGAAAGCAGAGUGCAUCCAGCCUGAGAAUCCUCCAGCUCCUCCUUGUUGGAGACGUAGGGAUUGACCUGAAACUCCUUGGCAGUGUCGGGCAUUACGUCCUGCCUGCGAACUCGCCGAAGCCGCUUGGCAGCAGCGGGCAGGCAGGGAAUUGUGAACACUAAUACAGACUAGAACAGUUGCACCAACCCCAGCCGGCUGAGCCAGUAGCCUAAAGUCUUAGCCUUAUUUAUUGUAAAGAUGGUCACUCUGUCCCGGCACACCCCGGUGUGUGCCCCUCGCCCUCCUGGGCCACCAGCAGCAGAGCAGCGACCCCAGCCCUUAGCACCCCUGGGCCUGGCCCCCAGCUGGGGCCCUGCUCUUUCCAUCUGGUUUUUCUCCUGUCUUGUUCCCACCUCAUCGUUUUUCUUUUUACCCAAAGUUAAAGCAAUAUUCUGGGGACUCUGCAAGGCUGCGUCACACCCAGUAUUCCUGCGCACCGGUCAUCGCCAGUAAAUCACACUUGUUCGGAAGCAAACUGGAAGAGGGGGGUGGUGCUGGGG
Molecule: messenger RNA, 3502 nt
Organism: Cuculus canorus (common cuckoo)
Lineage: Eukaryota; Metazoa; Chordata; Aves; Cuculiformes; Cuculidae
Gene: STK40
Product: serine/threonine kinase 40
Exons: 12
Coding region: 250-1557 (435 amino acids)
Biological process (GO): protein phosphorylation
Molecular function (GO): protein kinase activity; ATP binding
Source: RefSeq, a predicted model, not a curated record